AUGGUCAGAAUAACAGUAGAGAUGGUUCGGAAUAAGGCAGAACACCAUGACCGAUUACUAGCUCCGUUAGAAGAGAUAGCAUUACAUCAGGAAAAUAUUGAGAAGAUAGAAUUUAUCCAAGACUGGUGCCCUAAGCUUAAAAUUCUUUUAAUGCAAAGCAAUUUAAUAGCCAAGAUAGAAAAUUUAAACAGGCUAAAACAUCUUACAUACCUGAACUUAGCAUUAAACAACAUAGAAGUCGUUGAAAAUUUGGAUAGAUGUGAAUCACUGGAGAAGUUAGACUUAACGCUGAAUUUUAUUGGUGAAAUUGUGAGUGUUGAAUCUUUGGUGGGUAAUUAUAACUUAGCAAACUUAUAUUUGACAGGAAACCCGUGUACCGACUUUGAUAAUUACAGAGACUUCGUUAUUGGAACUCUCCCGCAACUAUCAGCACUUGAUGGAAUAGAUAUUGAAAGAUCCGACCGUAUAAAAGCUUUACAAAAUCUUCCCAUGAUCAGAUCAGAUAUAUUAUUUGAACAAAAAAAUUACAAAUAUCAAAGGAAAGCUCAAAAAUCUCGUUUAGAAAAUACUAUUAAAGAAAAAUGGGACACUGAGUAUAGUAAUAUGGAUAUUGAUGAAAGGAAUAAAAAGUUUUGGGCCGAGAAAACUGAACAUGCGCCAGAAGUCAGAUACGAAAUUGAACGUAUGCGACAAUUGAAACUUAAAAGCUAUGAGUCCGAAGAUAAAAAGGAAGAAAAGAGAGAAAUCAGACUAUUUACAUCGGAUGGAAGACCAUUCAAUAUUAACCAGCCAAAAAUUGAUUUUAAAUUUUCUGAUGAGGAAGAUUUAAACUUAUAUGUUUUAGAUCUAGCCAUUUAUAAACACUUGGAUACUAAUUUACUUGAUAUUGAUAUUCAGUCAAAUUAUGUAAGAGUUAUUAUAAAAGGGAAAAUAUUUCAACUUCAUCUACCCCAAGAGAUAGAUAUAACUAAUUCAAAGGCUCAAAGGUCACAAAUUACUGGACAUUUAGUAGUCACAAUGCCUAAAUCAAACUUUACACUGAAAAAGCCUUUAAAAUAUAAAGAAUCGUUGGUCUCAACAAAACAAAAACCGAAUGUUAAUAAAGAAAUGGGAAUGACGUCAUCGAAAAGAGAAUUUUUAGAAAUAGGACCAUCUGAUGAUAUUCUCGAUUUCACAAAAAUAACUCAGUCGAAUCAAAAACCGUAUUAUAUUGAUCCAAGAUUAAUACUAACCGAAAAAAAGCCAAGCCCUGAAUUUGUUGAUAAUCCUGAAGUCCCCGAUCUUAUUUAAAUUACGUUUUCGUCUAACAGUCUUCUGCUUAUUGUUCUUAACGUAAAACAGUAACCCUCAUUAAAAAAAUCUAAACUUAAUAGUUGUUUCUAAUGACCCAUGUAACAACAAUAAAAUGUAGAAUAUUCAGGAAAUAAACAAAAUGGAGUA
Molecule: messenger RNA, 1440 nt
Organism: Melitaea cinxia (Glanville fritillary)
Lineage: Eukaryota; Metazoa; Arthropoda; Insecta; Lepidoptera; Nymphalidae
Gene: tilB
Product: protein tilB
Exons: 1
Coding region: 1-1290 (429 amino acids)
Biological process (GO): outer dynein arm assembly
Cellular component (GO): cytoplasm
Molecular function (GO): protein binding
Source: RefSeq, a predicted model, not a curated record